AUGGUCUCCAUGUGCUGGCAGACCGUCUACAUGUCCUCAGUCUACAUCACCCAGGAGGUCAACCACGGCCAGGAGCUCUCGUACUCGUACAAAAUCCUCACCGCCCUGUCUAACCAGCUGAUCGGCAUGGUAAUCUGUGGCAUGUUCUGCUCAUUCCUUGUCUGGCCCUUGAGCAUGAUCUACCCCGGCACGCUGGUCAGCUGCAGCCUGAUGAACACGCUGCAUCGCACCUGGGGCAAGCACGAGCGGGAGCACAUCUCCCGACACAAGCUGUUCGCCAUCGUCUGCGUCGCCUCGGCGCUGUGGUACCUCAUCGGCCUCAUCCCCGGCUUCGUCUUCACCGGCCACAUGCCCAUCUCCAUCGUCACGUCGUUCGACAACACCGGCAUGCCGUAUGACGUCACACAAGUCAUGAACAACGGCACCUUUGACGCAGACCUGUACUAUGCGUACUCCCCGCUGUUCUUGAGCUGGACCAACACCAUGUGCUUCGCCAUCUUCCCUGCGAUCAUCGUCCACACCAUCCUCUGGUACAGCCGCGACAUUCGGCGCCAGUUCAGCAGCUCGCUGUCCGACAACCGCGACGUCGACCCCCGGCUGAUGCUGGGGUACCCAGAGGUGCCAAUGUGA
This is a messenger RNA of Phanerochaete carnosa HHB-10118-sp, 630 nucleotides long. RefSeq lists its product as uncharacterized. Gene Ontology annotation, molecular function: oligopeptide transmembrane transporter activity. Lineage: Eukaryota; Fungi; Basidiomycota; Agaricomycetes; Polyporales; Phanerochaetaceae. The coding region runs from base 1 to 630 and encodes 209 amino acids. The record is from RefSeq and is a predicted model, not a curated record. Gene Ontology annotation, biological process: transmembrane transport. The transcript has 3 exons.